GGUCAAGAGUUCGAGUCAGGCCAGCCGUGCUGGGAGUACCUGCAGCCACCACCAUGGCUAUGCAAUGCAGGCAGAGCCGGGGCGUGCGCUCUGUGCUGGGCGCCAUGGAGUUCGGGCGGCGGGUGGGCACAGAGGCCAGUGGGAUCAUGCUGAGAGCUUUCUUGGACCGUGGGCACUGCGAGCUGGACACCGCCUACGUGUAUGCAGGGGGCGAGUCGGAGCGCAUCCUGGGUGUCCUCCUGGCUGCGGAGCCCACACCGGCAGUCAAAGUGGCCACCAAGGCCAAUCCGUGGGACGGCAAGACCCUGAAGGCAGAGAGCCUCCGCUCCCAGCUGGAAACAUCCCUCCAGAGGCUGCAGAUGAAAAGUGUGGACCUCUUCUACCUUCAUGCCCCCGACCACGAAACACCUGUGGAGGAGACUCUGCAGGCCUGCGACAAGCUGCACAAAGAGGGGAAGUUUAAGGAACUCGGCCUCUCCAACUAUGCUGCUUGGGAAGUGGCAGAGAUUUGUACGCUCUGCAAAUCCCACAACUGGGUCCUGCCCACGGUGUACCAGGGCAUGUACAACGCCACCACACGCCAAGUGGAGCUCGAGCUUCUGCCAUGCCUUCGCCACUUUGGAAUCCGUUUCUACGCCUACAAUCCUUUGGCAGGAGGCCUUUUGACUGGGAAAUACAAAUACACAGACAAAGACCAGAGUCAGCAGCCAACGGGCAGGUUUUUCGGCAAUGACUGGGCCCAAAUCUACAGGGACAGGUACUGGAAGGAGCAUCAUUUCCAAGGUGUAGCCUUGGUUGAAAAGGCGCUCCACGAGGUGUACGGAUCAAACCCACCAAGUAUGACCUCAGCUGCUCUGCGCUGGAUGUAUCAUCACUCAAAGCUCCAGGCUGCCCGUGGGGAUGCCGUGAUCAUCGGAAUGUCCACCAUGGAGCAGCUGCAGGAGAACCUCAAAUGCAGCGAGGAGGGUGCCCUCCAGGCAGGCGUGGUGGAAGCCUUUGAGAAGGCCUGGCACCUCAAUGCCCACGAGUGCCCAAACUACUUCCGCUGAGCUGGAGCCAGCAGGCCAAGACAUAAACGAUGGGCCUCAGCGAUCGGCUGCUCGUUCUAAGGGCAUCGGCAUCACUGUAUUCUUGCUGCCAAGGAGUCUCACCUCUUCUGCCCCUCCUUCUUAGGUGUAAAUGCUGGGCUCCUGCCAUCGUUGCCUUCGUCCAAUGGCAUUCCCCUCCCCCAGCUGAAAAAUCAGUAUAAAUGGGUUUUGAUAGGUUUGCUCUGCCUUUCCACUGAAAAGGGAUGUACGUUUUGCGAACCUUCCAAUAAUUAUGAUUUAUGCAAGAAAUGGACUAUUACUUUACUGCUUUGAAAAAAAAAAUCUUUACCCAGUUCUGAAUAAAUAGUUUCCUAAAUGAA
This is a messenger RNA of Heteronotia binoei (common prickly gecko), 1408 nucleotides long. It is a transcript of the gene AKR7A2, whose product is annotated as aldo-keto reductase family 7 member A2. Lineage: Eukaryota; Metazoa; Chordata; Lepidosauria; Squamata; Gekkonidae. Bases 54 to 1049 code for a protein of 331 amino acids. The transcript has 7 exons. The record is from RefSeq and is a predicted model, not a curated record. Gene Ontology annotation, molecular function: oxidoreductase activity.